Messenger RNA from Gasterosteus aculeatus aculeatus (three-spined stickleback), 2685 nucleotides. The record is from RefSeq and is a predicted model, not a curated record. NCBI's taxonomy places the organism in Eukaryota, Metazoa, Chordata, Actinopteri, Perciformes, Gasterosteidae.
UCCCAAAGGGUCAUCACGUUUCUGGUAUUUAGUUAUUGAGGGUUCCUACUACUGAUGCAAACAAGCGUGGCGGCAGUCUUCUAAGUACGAAGUGAGUGACUUAUCUUAACGGUAUUAAAACAUUAAUCCCCCCCUGUGUUCUCGUAUUUCAGGGAUGCCUCUCCCCAGCAUUUGGCCCCUGUGCAGAAGGUUUUGCCGGGACUGAGAAAGCGUCAGCAGGAUGGGCAACGAGGACGCCCUGGAGGAUGUGUUCGUUGCCGUCAUCCGCCCAAAGAGUCAAGCCAGCCUGAACUAAAAGGAGUACAGAACCAAAGCCUACGAGAUCGUGCUGAUCGAAGUGCCUUUGGAGGGCAAGGAGAAGAAAAGAAAGAAGGUCCUCCUGGCCACAAAGAUCACUGCAGCAGGAGACAAAUCCAAAUCCAUACUGGAUUAUGUUGACAAAACCAUCAGACCGAUAUCCAACAACCAAGGCUUCAUAGGAAAGCGUGUGGUGCAUAUGAAGAAAUUCCCUCUUGAUGGCAAAAAUGAAGGAGAGGAGGCGUCGCUUUUUGUUGUGCCAGUCAGCGCUAAAGACAACAGCAAGCCAGUUUACAGCGCCGGGUGCCCGAGCUUCUACUGCUUCCAGGACAUCAUGCGGGUGUGCAGCGAGACCAGCGCUCACUUCUGCCCCAUCACCUCCAAGAUGCUCCUGGUUUUAGACAAGUGAGGAUGCGUUCGAAAAACACGGCGUUCUCGGACGAGGCCUUCGGGGGAACACCGAGCCUUCAGACCGGCCCCCGUCGAGCGGGUGAAGACUAAGGUCAGCAACCCGGCCUACAGCAGCGAGGGCAAGCAGAGCAAGGACGGGCUGCACAUGGGCUACACUGCUCUGGAGGUCAAGAGCAAGAUGAUGUCGCUGGAGAAGGCGGACAUGUGCGUCCUCAACCCGCUUUAUGGUUCUGAUCUGCAGUACACCAACCGGGUGGAUAAAGUUGUUAUUAACCCGUAUUUUGGCCUCGGGGCGCCCGACUACUCCAAGAUCCAGAUCCCCAAGAGGGAGAAGUGGCAACACGGUCCUAACAGUGUGGCAGAAGACAAGGAGCGUCAGUGGGUGGACGACUUCCCCCUCCACCGCAGCUCCUGUGAAGGAGACACCGAGCUGCUGUCUAAGCUCCUGGACAGCGGUUUAUCAGUGAAGCAGCUGGACAGCGACCACUGGGCUCCCAUCCACUACGCCUGCUGGCACGGAAAAGUCGAGGCAACCAAACUGUUACUUGAGAAAGGUAACUGUAAUCCCAACCUGCUGAACGGCCAGCUCAGCUCCCCUCUGCACUUUGCAGCCAGAGGAGGCCACGUCGAGAUUGUGCAACUCUUGCUGCAGCACCCCGAGAUUGACCGGCAUAUUGAGGACCAGCAGAAGAGGUCCCCCCUUCAGCUGUGCGAGGAGAACAAACAGAACGAAUGGGAGGAGACGGUGAAACUUCUGCAGAAAUGCAGCAACAAACCCUAUGAGAAGGUGCGUAUCUACCGCAUGGACGGCUCGUAUCGCUCCGUGGAGCUGAAGCACGGCAACAACACGACGGUGCAGCAGAUCAUGGAAGGCAUGCGUCUUUCACAGGACACCCAGCAGUACUUUACCAUCUGGAUCUGCUCAGAGAACCUCCACCUGCAGCUGAAGCCGUACCACAAGCCCCUGCAGCACCUGCGGAUCUGGACAGAGAUUGUGACGGACCUGACGCUGCUGGAUCCUCAAAGGGAAACUUCUCAACUCUUCCUCCGCCGGGACGUCUGGCUGCCUCUCGACGUUGAGAAAAAGGUGGAGGACCCUCUCGCCAUCCUCAUUCUGUUCGACGAGGCCCGUCACUGCCUCCUGAAGGGCUUCUUUCCUGCUCCGGACACCAAGCUGAUCACUCUGGCCAGCCUCCUCCUGCAGAUCAUAUACGGCAGCUACGAGAGCAAGAAGCACAAGCAAGGGUUCCUCAACGAGGAAAACCUGAAGUCAAUUGUGCCGAUUUCCAAAGUGAAAAGUAAAGCUUACCACUGGACCAACAGGAUUCUGCAUGAAUACAAAGCCCUGAGCACCAGCGAGGGGGUGAGUAAAGAGAUGCACCACCUGCAGCGACUCUUCCUGCAGAACUGCUGGGACAUCCCGACCUACGGCGCGGCCUUCUUCACGGGUCAGGUCUACACCAAGGCCAGCGCCAGCAACCAUAAGGUCAUCCGCGUCUACGUCGGGGUCAACACAAAGGGGCUGCACCUUAUGAACAUGGAGACCAAGGUCCCUCUGAUCAGUUUAGAAUACGGCACGUUCAUGUGGCAGCUCGGGCACGCCGACCAGUACUUCCAGAUACACAGUGGUGACAACAAAAUGAACUUCAUUGUGCACACAAAGCAGGCGGGCCUUAUUGUGAAGCUCUUGAUGAAGCUGAGUGGACAGAUGACACCAAAUGAUAAAAGCAUAAUGGACAAAUAUGCUUAUGGCUGAAAACCUGCUGCAGUGGAUCCCGUGGAGGCUCCUCCUACUGACCCACCUGACUGCAGGACUCAAGACAAAGAGCAAAGUCACCUCACAAGUGCCUUAUUUUGUAUAUUCGGCUUACUGAUAUCUUUUGCAACCUCACAUUGUGUAUUUUGACAGGUCAUAUAUUUUGAGUGCAUGUAAAUAUGUUUAUUUAAUGUUGCUUUAAUAAACAUGUAUAAAUAAGG